CUCUAAUGAUGUGAUUCAGUUCAAUUGCAUUUCAUCUCCUUAUGACUAUCCCAUUGCAUUUGCACCAAGAAAAUCAAUCCCAAUGUGCGGACGAUAUGCAUUAAACGUGCGCAUGAGGUUCAUCCGCAAUCGGAUGCAAGAGCAAGGCCUCCAAGUCGACGACGCACCGCCCGACGACUCAAUCCGCGAGACCUACAACUUCGCUCCCGGCUACAACGGCGCCGUAUACCGCGCCGAGAGUCCCCAUGACGAACACCAGCCUGAAAACGAGCAAGAGGCCCCAGUCCACAAACCCAGCUACAAACUCCAAAGCAUGAAAUGGGGCCUCGUGCCCUCGUGGACCAAGCGCUCGCCCGACUACGGCUCCCUGAUGCGCACGAUCAACUGCCGCGAUGACUCGCUGAUCGAAGACCGCGGCAUGUGGACGUCCAUGAAGCGCAAGAAGCGGUGCAUCGUCAUUUGUCAGGGUUUUUACGAGUGGCUAAAAAAGGGACCCGGCGGGAAGGAGAAGAUCCCGCAUUAUGUGAAGCGGAAGGAUGGCGAGUUGAUGUUCUUUGCUGGGUUGUGGGAUUGUGUUUCGUUUGAGGGCUCUGAAGAGCCGCUCUUUACGUAUACGAUCAUCACGACGUCGUCGAAUCCCUACUUGAAGUUCCUGCAUGAACGGAUGCCUGUGAUCCUAGAGCCAGGCAGCGAGGCUAUGAAGACGUGGUUGGAUCCGAGCCGGACGACGUGGUCGAAGGAUCUCCAAUCUGUGUUGAAGCCCUACGAGGGCGAAUUGGAGUGCUAUGCUGUGCCCAAGGAAGUCGGCAAAGUGGGAAACAACUCGCCUAAUUUCAUAGUUCCCGUGGCUAGCAAGGAGAAUAAGAACAACAUCGCGAAUUUCUUCGCCAACGCGAAGGAAAAGAAAACUGAGCCGGCUGUUGUGGAGAAACAAGCACCGACGCAGGAGCCGAAAGUCGAGGAAGAUGAGGACGAGAAGAGAUCCACGAAGGAUAAUGAAUGGAGCGAGGAUAAUGCUCCAAAACCAGAACCGGGUGUUAAGAGGGAGCAUGAUGAGUCAGGGCUAGGUGAGGGUGCAGACACAGACGAACAUCAGAAGAAACCGAAGCUCGAGGCACAUACUCCGUCGCCGCAAAAGGCCCGUGGGCAGCUCUCGCCGUCGCCGUCGCAAGGGCAGACUAUGCACUCAGGGAGGAAGACACGCAGUGCCACUCAUAACCAGAAAACACCGAAGAAAGCAGACGGAAAGAAGGCGUCAGAUGGCUCGCAGCGGAUCACGAAGUUUUUUGGUAAAUGAUCAUUUUCUAGUUCGCAUAUCUCGGGAGAUUGUUAUGGUUGGGGAUGAGGGCUGGUCCCGUAUAGUAAUGCUUGUGGAGAUGAGAUAAUUUUAAUUUGACACUACCCGGCAGG
Molecule: messenger RNA, 1410 nt
Organism: Aspergillus steynii IBT 23096
Lineage: Eukaryota; Fungi; Ascomycota; Eurotiomycetes; Eurotiales; Aspergillaceae
Product: SOS response-associated peptidase
Exons: 3
Coding region: 83-1297 (404 amino acids)
Biological process (GO): DNA damage response
Molecular function (GO): single-stranded DNA binding
Source: RefSeq, a predicted model, not a curated record